This is a messenger RNA of Drosophila willistoni, 3398 nucleotides long. RefSeq names its product homeobox protein B-H1. The coding region runs from base 214 to 3045 and encodes 943 amino acids. Lineage: Eukaryota; Metazoa; Arthropoda; Insecta; Diptera; Drosophilidae. The transcript is spliced from 9 exons. The record is from RefSeq and is a predicted model, not a curated record.
UGUUCAUUUUAGUCUACGUUGCUUCGGCAGUCAAGUCGUUGUUUAGUUGAAGUUAUAUAUUUUAAGCGUUUAGUUUUCAUUUUAGAUUCGGUACAACUUUGAAACAAUACAAAAUAGUUUAUGCAAGAAAAUUUAUACAAUCUUUUAUUAUUUUUGAAAUUCCUGUAAGCAGCAAAAAUUUUCAUUGAAGAACGAAUAAGGAUCACGUUAGAAAUGAAUGAUCCUGCAAUUGGCUCCUCCUCACCGCACUGGGCUUGUUUAAUCUCAGCUGGACGUAUACCAAGUACAUCUUGUGAGUCGGCCGAAGAAGGUAGUAACAUGGAAACUGGCUUGGAGUUGCCCACAGAAAGCUCUUUGAAUAGUUCAGGCUCGAAUGGAAAUGGCAGUGGACAACAGAUGUCCCCAUAUGCUGCGGUGUUCCAUCCCACGAGUUCACAUGCUGGACAAUUAUUGGCAGAAGAGCAGGCAGCUCAAUCGAACUCCACAGAGGCACAGACAAACUCAGAAGUACCGAAUAAUAGAGGGCACGGAUCCAAAUCCGCAGCAUGGUAUGGCCUUUCGAACGCGCAGCGGCAACUGAAUGCUGCCUUUGCAUGUGAAGAACGAGAUGAUGAAUCAAUGGAGGAAAACUGUAAUACAUUUGGAUUAUGCAUGAAGACGCCGGGCACAGGGGGCGAAGGCCGUGGUUACAACACCGGGCCAUCACAGUAUCAGGCGAGCCCACCAAACUGGCGAGACUAUGACAACUGGACACAAGGAUCUGUAUCGGCACCAGAAAACGGAGCAUCAAGAAUAGAAGUAUCUGUACCACCGCGUACUGGGAAUUUGGCCACAGCUGGGGCGGCACCUUCAUCAGCCGGCGAAUGGUCACCCUAUUCAUAUGCCACCGCCAAGCCAGUAUUGUCAUCAAAGAGCUUAUCGAUGCCUCAUCUAUACACAUUGCCGCACGGUCCCAGCCUCUCUGGUCUUAAUCAUAAUCUAAGUCCGAGUUUGAGUUCAAAUCCAUAUACUCGUCCCGAUUCCAAUUCAAAUUCGCGGCCAGAUUCGACGGAUUUUCCAUCGUUCGAUGAGUUUGCCAAACAAUUGGAUGAGUGCGGCGUCCCGCGCAAUGAGUUCUUGGCGACAUUGAGGAACCUCAUGAUACGGGCCAACGAAAUGAUGCUUCCUCUAUUGCGAGGGCCAUUCGUCCGGAUGACGCCAGUCCAAAUGGCCACCUAUACGACAGCCAUACUCCAGACACCGCCACUGCAUCCGAGUUUGUUUAUGCCGGCUGAUGCCCAUCAUUUCUUGUCCAACAAUGGCUUGGACUUGCCGCCUUGCCAUCCGCACAGUCUGACACCUCAGGAUUUGGCCAAGAUAAAUCCGCGUCCCAAGCUUGUGAGCGCAGCAACCCAAACAGAAUUUUAUCCUCCCAAAGGACCAUGGAUGGCACCUGGAGAUUCCGCUAGAGCUGCAGGCCAAUGCCCGCCACCGCAAUUCGGCUUUUGGGAAAAACCUUUUUCCUUUCUCGCAGUUCCUAUGCAUCCGCAUGGACACCCGCAUGGACAUCCGCAUGGACAUCCGCAUGGACACCCGCAUGGACACCCGCAUGGACACCCGCAUGGACAUCCACAACAGUUUAGGAAUCCGCAUCCUCAAGGGUAUUCUCAUCCACAUGGACAUCCCCAUCAUGGGCCACAUCAAAUGCCAUACCAGCUGCCACAACAGAUGCCGCCACAUCACAUGCAACAUCAACCGAUGCCGCAUUCGCGUCAUAUGCCACGUCCAAUGACUGGUCGUUUACCUGGAAGCCAAGUAGUUGCGGGGGGAGGAGCACACUAUGGCUUUCGAGUUGGCCACUAUAGUCCGAUGCCAUAUCGAUAUAGCCAAUUCGCACGCGGACGACAAUCGAAGUAUAGCCAAGCCUCCGAGAACUUCAGCAGCAGCGGCAGCAACAGCAACCAUCCCUAUGGAAUUCACAAUGAAGCUGCACCAGGUGCAAAUGGAGAAGGUGCGACAUCUCAUGCUACCAAUAGCGAGGACACUGAUAUGAGUGUCGGUUUCACAGCGGAUCAGUCCCGUGGUGGUGAUGGUGGUGCUUCUGUUAAUAGUGGUGGCGCUCACAGCUCAUCGAGCAAUAUCAGCAGUUCCAGUUCGGCCAGUUGCUUCCCCAAUCACAAUAUGUCCAUGCCACGCCAUCAUCGUCGUCGUCGCAGCACCACAACCGAGUGCAGCAGUGAGGAUAUGGACGACACUCACGAGGCGGAAGCGAACGAAGAGCAGGAGCCGGAUAGACGCUAUAGACCUCGCCACGUCCCUUUCGAGGCCGGUAAUCCGGAGAUGUUUGAUCAUGUGGUGGCCUAUAUAGUGCCAAAUGCGAAUCCUUACUUCCAGAUGCAACAUUAUCCAUUGGAUCCCGGCUAUGUCCAGAUGCAGCAGCAGCAGAAGCAGAACCUAAUGAGUAUGGAGGCUCCACAUCCAUCAUUCGAACGCAUGGUGAAUCCUUCCAUCCCAUUGCCGGGUGGUCAGAUGAUGCCAGAAUUUGGUCAAUCACAGGAACUAGCUGCCUUGUCUUCAUAUCCAAAACUGGCCCAUCCCUCGUCGCCUCAUCAUCGACAGGCCCCAACGAAUGCAGAAGCCGUCAAUAUAUUCACGCGUCCCACCGGCCCCAUGAUGCCAAUUUUGCACGAUCGGGCACCAUUGCCGCCCAUUGUCUUCAAUGUGAACUCUAACUUGGCAUCGCCAGCCAUGAAGGGAUCUCAGGCAGCGUCGGCUCCGCCUCAACAUCGCAUGAUGAAUGACGUGGGGGGCAUGCCCCAAAUGAUGUCUAUGUCCAAUCCAAAAAUAGUGCCCCAGGGACCACAAACUGGCUGCACGCUAAGAGUCAAUGCCAAUGGAAAUGACAGGGGCUAUUCGAAUAUAUAUAUUCCUAAAAGCCAUCCCUUGCUUAACGGUAGGGCACCGCCAACUGCAUCAGAGGAUCCUAUUCAAGCUGAAGUCCUCGAGGAAUCGGGUAGUUCUGCCUCGGUAAACCCUCCACCGACGUACGCCUCAUUGCUCCGCUAGAUGGCAAGCUGCUUGCGAUUGCAGAGUUUCGAACGACAAUGGAACCACUCGGAAAAAGCAAGUACCAACAAAAUUCUGAUGCAAAAUACGGACUGUAUCCAUUCUAGAGACAAAAUUCAACUGAUUUGACAAUUGGAACCAAUGAUUCGUCCAAAUUGUAUUCUAAAAGCAAACACACCUUCAUCAAUUCUUAACGUGGACAAAAAUACCGGACACACUAUCUAGGACCUAAGAUCUUGGACUCGAACGUAUCGGAAAUGUACUAAAUUACUUCAAUCACCUGCACACUGAUUUGAAAUGGCAUCUUCUACUCUGAAUUAAACAUGGCUUCCGUGAAGCUAUCACAAAAACAA